AUGAGCAGCAGCACCAUAACAAAACCAGCACCAGCUGAAGGCUCACAGUGGAAUGAUGAGUCGGAAUGGAUUCAUGACUGGGAUUACAAACGUAUUUUGCCAGAGUAUACGAAACGGCCUAGUUCGGGGGUCUUGGAAAUACCCAUGGAUGUCGCAAUGGAUGUUGACGCCGAAGGGCUCCAUCCCUUGUCUGGACAAAAGCCUUCCGCCGCUUACGAUCAAGAGAUGGCCAUCUUUUGGUCCAGAAUCCCCAAGUAUUUGAGCGACAGUUCGUCUGAAAUCUCCGAUCACACCGAGUUCCACGCGAUGGAUUUUCACGAACUUAACGAUGAACUCGUCGCUCUAGAACCAGACACCAACCGGAGCUCCAACGAUUUGACUGCUUUCAACAAACCUCCUCCAUUCAGUUGGGAUCAGCAGCAGACUAUGGACGAUUCCAUGAAAGUGGAUGUAGAUUCUGUCAUGUCUUCUCCUCUUCAGGAUGAUGAAGGGUUGCUGCAAAAUGGUGGUGAAUCCAAAUAUUACCCACGCGGUGAAACCAGUAACGUUGCUCGCGCACCCGACGAUGCAAUGAAUAUGGACGACAGUGUACCAGGUAUGGGUAAGAGUAUGAGUAACUAUCCACAACAGUUACUCAAGGAUGUUGUCAAGCAUCCGAGACAUACAACCGGCCAACCUGAGAAGCUUCCUACCGCACCAAAGGGCCAACAAGAGCAGCUUCUCAAGGAGAUGCGUCACUCGUAUCAAGAACGACAACCUCGUCAAAAACUACCAAGUCCUCCGCAAGAACAGCAAAAGCUUUUACAGGAGAUGCGUCAUAGAGGACACAGCAAGAAAAAGAAGCACGAUAUCUACAAUCGUCAACAACAGAUAUUACAACAACAGUUUGUGCAAACCCCACAUGCACCAUCUGUACCCGGCGCACGAACGCACCUUCCUUCACCUCCGGCUGGACGAACACCACCACGUAGGGCUUCCAGUGUUUCCGUGAUGUCGGUAUCCUCCUCGCCGAUAUCCGUGUCGGAAAUCUUCUCGGCUGAUUUGUCACAAGAAGACUACCAUGCCAAAGUACGAGAAUUGACAGAAAAGAAUCUCUUUCAACGCCAACAGAGCUUGUUACAGGAGUCCAUGAGACGAACCUUGGAAUCCCGGCAGGCACUUCGAGUGGAAACGAGCUGGCCUCAACAGUACGAACGAGGCGACAAGCUCAUGCAAGUUUUGGAACAAGUGGAUUCGACGAGUCUCAAAAUAUCUCAGACUUAUCACUUGAAAAUUGGCUUUGGAGCUGCAUAA
Molecule: messenger RNA, 1293 nt
Organism: Cylindrotheca closterium
Lineage: Eukaryota; Bacillariophyta; Bacillariophyceae; Bacillariales; Bacillariaceae
Source: the annotation of a GenBank genome assembly